This is a messenger RNA of Prorocentrum cordatum, 660 nucleotides long. NCBI's taxonomy places the organism in Eukaryota, Dinophyceae, Prorocentrales, Prorocentraceae. The record is from the annotation of a GenBank genome assembly.
GUCAGCCAGCGCGCGCCGACCACCGCGCCGCCGGCGCUGAGGGCCACUGCGGCGCAGAAAGGCGCGGCCAACGGCGGCAGCCUGGGCGCUGCCCUCCCGGUGGGCGCGGCGGCCGCACUCGCGAUCGCCGCGCGCCGGCCGGCGCGCGCGGCGCGGCGCGCCGCCGAGGCGCCGCCGGCGCCGCCACCGUUCGACCCAGCGACGCAGCUGGGCGCCAUGGCCCCCCUGGGCUUCUUCGACCCGGCCGGGUUCAGCAAGGUGGGCGACGAGGAGGGCUUCCGCAACCUGCGCACCGCGGAGCUCAAGCACGGGCGCGUGGCCAUGAUGGCGGCUCUGGGGUUCGUGGCGCAGCAGUACAUCCAGUUCCCGGGCUUCGAGUCGGUGCCUGCGGGCGUGGGCGCGGUGACGACGGCGCCGGGCACGUACGGUUUCGUGGCGCUGUUUCUGUUCUCUGGCGCCAUGGAGCUCGCGGUGUGGACGCAGGACCCGAAGAAGGAGGUGGGCAACUUCGGCGACCCCCUGGGCCUGUCCAACAUCUUCGGCUACGACGAGGACAUGCGCCACAAGGAGCUUAACAACGGUCGCUUCGCGAUGUUCGCGGCCAUCGGCAUCCUGUCUGCGGAGCUGUUGACUGGCAAGGUGGGCCUGAGCCAGUUCUGA